Molecule: messenger RNA, 1488 nt
Organism: Triplophysa dalaica
Lineage: Eukaryota; Metazoa; Chordata; Actinopteri; Cypriniformes; Nemacheilidae
Gene: gja9a
Product: gap junction protein alpha 9a
Exons: 1
Coding region: 1-1488 (495 amino acids)
Biological process (GO): cell communication
Cellular component (GO): connexin complex
Source: RefSeq, a predicted model, not a curated record
AUGGGAGACUGGAACUUCCUUGGUGGCAUUUUGGAAGAGGUACAUAUCCACUCCACUAUGGUGGGGAAGAUCUGGCUGACCAUCCUCUUUAUCUUUCGCAUGCUGGUGCUCGGCGUGGCCGCAGAGGACGUGUGGAACGACGAGCAAGCUGACUUCAUCUGCAACACCGAGCAGCCUGGUUGCCGCAACGUUUGCUAUGACAAAGCGUUCCCCAUUUCCCUCAUCCGCUACUGGGUGCUGCAGGUCAUAUUUGUAUCCUCGCCCUCGCUGGUAUACAUGGGCCAUGCCCUCUACCGCCUCCGUGCCCUGGAAAAGGAGCGCCAACGUAAAAAGAUGGCACUGAGGAGUGAACUUGGAGCUGUGGAUGUGGAGAUGGCAGAGGUGCGACGCAAGAUUGAGCGCGAGAUGAGGCAGAUUGACCAGGGCAAGCUGAACAAAGCUCCAUUGAGGGGGUCUCUGCUCCACACCUAUGUGGCCCACAUAGUCACCCGCUCGGCCGUAGAGGUGGGGUUCAUGACUGGGCAAUAUCUCCUUUAUGGCUUCCAACUGGAUCCACUUUAUAAAUGUGAGCGGGAGCCCUGCCCAAACUCGGUGGAUUGCUUUGUAUCUCGACCCACUGAGAAAAGCGUCUUCAUGGUGUUCAUGCAAAGCAUUGCUGCCAUCUCAUUGUUCCUUAACAUUCUGGAGAUCAUGCACCUUGGCUACAAAAAAAUUAAAAAGGCCAUCUUGAAGUUCUACCCGCAACUGAGGGACGAUGUAGAUGAGAGCUACUAUACCAACAAGAUGAAGAAAGAUUCUGUGGUGCAUCAGACGUGCAUCGGCACCUCGGGUCGCAAGACCACCAUUGCAUCUGCAACCAGCGGAUUCAACCUUCUCCUUGACAAACCACCUGAUGGAUCUGCCUACCCCAUGAUCAACUCAUCCUCGGCUUUCUUGCCCGUUCAUAGUGAUAUGCCAAACAAAGACGGAUCCGAUGCACCAAAGUACUCGCAGCACAGUCCUACAGAGCACAACAGCAAUUCCAACAACACGAGCAGCGACACUCGCUCGCCACCUUGCGACUCUAUCACGCCUCCAAAGGACGAGGAAGAGGUGGAGGAUUCUCUGCCCUCACCGCCAACCAAGAAAAGGCAGGAGCCUUCAGACUCAUCAAGCCACCACAGGGACUCCUCUCACGCAUCAUCUUGUGUGGGAAAAAAGCCGUGGAAGGCUAGUGCGCCCUGGAAUUGUUCGACAGUUGUAGAAGGUACCGUCUCUGACUCUGAUUCUCUGGAUGGGGCAAAGGCCCACUGUCCCUAUGCAACAGUGCGAGGUCAUACUUCCUCCAGGUCCGACGCUAAAAGGAGCAGGCCGACCACUCCUGAUUCAGUUGAAGAAUCUAGUUCAGAGUCCCCGCACAGCCCGCAGCGAGCGUCACCAAGCCGUCGCACAUCACUGGCCAGCAGUGCCAGCAGCAGACGAGCAGCUCCCACAGACUUACAGAUAUGA